AUGCCGAAGUUCUCCUUGUACGCAAGGCUCCGGGCAGCUGAAGAGGAGGCUGGCAAGGACAAGCUGCGUACGAGGCUCGUGCAGCUUCUUGUGGUGCUGGAGACCACCUCCAUGCUGUGUUUCGUUCAAGUGGCGACCCUCACCCAUGGAGUCUUCAUAGUGAUCCCGCUUGCAGCUCUAUUGCUGGCUGCUGCAAUCCGAUUUCACUCGAGGCCGCGCAUCCUGGUAACUGAGCCGCUUUGCCUACUAUGGCCUCAGAACCAGUCGAGACAUGGCCUUGCACGAGAGCAAGUCUCCAGCGUGAGGUUUGUGGCGUUUGUGUGUCUCCUGAAGCUGGUCUGCUCUGCUUCCUUCUGGGCGAGCCCCGCGAGCAUCGGCCUCUUGCAAGACUUCUGCCCCGAUUCAGUCCCCUUACCGAACUGCACACGCUACGCCGACAAGACAGGAAACAUGCGGUGUGCAUACAUCAAUCUCAUGUUAGAAGCGCCAGAUGCCAAACGCAAACAACUUUACGCAAGGGUCGGUGACCCAUGCUGGGACCAGUGCGCCGGUUGCAGUCCCGAAGAAAAUGUGUCUGGUCGAUGGUUCAAGCGCAUUUCUUUUCGUUGUGAUCCUGCUGAGGAUUGCUAUCUGUCUUGCUGCCAGUGCCUGCACUGCCACCUUUCGCCUGCACUGCCAAACUGGCUAAAGCAAGGAUGCAGCACCCAGGCCUUCGCUCCGACAGUUGCAAUGGAGCUCUAUGUUUAUGCAAAGGAGGGGGAAGUAUACACCCCAGAGCCUGUCCCAUACUACGAGAACCGGACCUGGCACUCCGAAAACACGAUGCUCGCACAACUCUCUCGCUGCGCCUUGACCCACGGCAAGAACGAAACCAUUCAAGUCCAGGCAGUGGUGCCAGUUGUCGCGGCACUCCAGUGCCUGCCCUUGGGUGCCCUGAUAGCCUGCAUCUUGCUCGGCAUGCUGUGGCCUAUGCUCAGGAGCGGAAGUGCCUUUGACAUGCUGGGCAAUGCGCAGAUGGACCUCAACACCCUUGAAGCCAUAGAUGCUAAGGCAGCGCAGCUCCGAGACCAGAUUGCGCACAGAAGGCUGCCAUCCUCACCAAAAGUGAAAUUCCAGCUAUGGAUGGAGAUGGUUCUUUUCAUGCUGGACUAUUUGUCGGACUACAACUGCCUCCUACAGUUCUUCCUACAAGGGGCCUACGCCGCAGCAGCCGUGCAGGUUGCUAUCAUCGUCGCUCCGCUGGCCUUAGACUGCUACCGUGGGAAGAUACAGCUAGUCGAGGUUCUGAGCGGAUUUGCAGCUUCGCGCAGAAAGGGCUUCCCCACAGACAAGUUCAUUUUGGCACUUCGUUCAGAGAAAAGCAUUGAAGCUCCACUGUCGAUGUUCCUGCAGUACUACACUCUACUGCGCACCACCAGUGCUUCGGGGAUCUGGAGUCUUUGCAUCUCGAUGCCCCUCAGCAUUCUGUGCAUCUCCAAGCAUGUCUAUGCCACCUUUGAGCUACACCUCUUGGAGGUGUUGGAGACAAGGCAGCAGCCAAGGCACCCCAACCACUCGGAGCUACAAAGCACGCCGCUGGGUUCAGCACAGGCCAGUGGCCCUCAUCACAGUCCAGUUCCUCCCCUUUCAGCUGAAGGGUGGAGAAGACGCACGAGCCCCACAACUCAAGGCUCGCCGCCGGCGCCGAGUCCCAUGCAGGCAUACCCAGCCCGGCCCCCUGGCCUGGUACAUCCAAGCCGAGGCGAGCUGCUUGACAUCACUGUGGAGGACCAGAAGGUGAACAGCAAAGAGUAG
This is a messenger RNA of Symbiodinium natans, 1794 nucleotides long. NCBI's taxonomy places the organism in Eukaryota, Dinophyceae, Suessiales, Symbiodiniaceae. The record is from the annotation of a GenBank genome assembly.